GCAGUCGGGCCCUCUGCGCGCUGCGCCCGAAGCGGCGGUCGGUGGCAGGGGUGGUAGCGGCGGCGGCGACGGUUUCGUGGGGGCCGCGCGCUGCUCUGUGAGCGGCGGGUGGCAGCAGGGGACUCCUGACACUUCCCCUUCCCCACCGAACCGCGCUUUCUGAAACAAAGACUCAUUUUGAAGAUGUUUAACAAAUCAUUUGGAACACCCUUUGGGGGUGGCACAGGUGGCUUUGGCACAACUUCAACAUUUGGACAGAAUACUGGCUUUGGCACUACUAGUGGAGGGGCAUUUGGAACAUCUGCAUUUGGUUCUAGCAACAAUACUGGAGGCCUCUUUGGAAAUUCACAGACUAAACCAGGAGGAUUGUUUGGAACCAGUUCAUUUAGCCAGCCAGCUACCUCCACAAGCACUGGCUUUGGGUUUGGUACGUCAACAGGAACAGCAAAUACCUUGUUUGGAACUGCAAGCACAGGGACCAGUCUCUUCUCAUCCCAAAACAAUGCCUUUGCACAAAAUAAACCAACUGGCUUUGGCAAUUUUGGAACCAGUACUAGCAGUGGAGGACUCUUUGGAACCACAAAUACCACCUCUAAUCCUUUUGGCAGCACAUCUGGCUCCCUCUUUGGGCCAAGUAGUUUUACAGCUGCUCCUACUGGGACUACUAUUAAAUUUAACCCUCCAACUGGUACAGAUACUAUGGUCAAAGCUGGAGUUAGCACUAACAUAAGUACCAAGCACCAGUGUAUUACUGCUAUGAAAGAAUAUGAAAGCAAGUCACUAGAGGAACUUCGUUUAGAGGAUUAUCAGGCUAACAGGAAGGGCCCACAGAACCAGGUGGGAGCAGGUACCACAACUGGCUUGUUUGGGUCUUCUCCAGCCACUUCCAGCGCAACAGGACUCUUCAGCUCCUCCACCACUAAUUCAGGCUUUGCAUAUGGUCAGAACAAAACUGCCUUUGGAACUAGUACAACUGGAUUUGGAACAAAUCCAGGUGGUCUCUUUGGCCAACAGAAUCAGCAGACUACCAGCCUCUUCAGCAAACCAUUUGGCCAGGCUACAACCACCCAGAACACUGGCUUUUCCUUUGGUAAUACCAGCACCAUAGGACAGCCAAGCACCAACACCAUGGGAUUAUUUGGAGUAACCCAAGCCUCACAGCCUGGAGGUCUUUUUGGGACAGCUACAAACACCAGCACUGGGACAGCAUUUGGAACAGGAACAGGUCUCUUUGGGCAGACCAAUACUGGAUUUGGUGCUGUUGGUUCGACCCUGUUUGGCAAUAACAAGCUUACUACAUUUGGAAGCAGCACAACCAGUGCACCUUCAUUUGGUACAACCAGUGGCGGGCUCUUUGGUUUUGGCACAAAUACCAGUGGGAAUAGUAUUUUUGGAAGUAAACCAGCACCUGGGACUCUUGGAACUGGGCUUGGUGCAGGAUUUGGAACAGCUCUUGGUGCUGGACAGGCAUCUUUGUUUGGGAACAACCAACCUAAGAUUGGAGGGCCUCUUGGUACAGGAGCCUUUGGGGCCCCUGGAUUUAAUACUACGACAGCCACUUUGGGCUUUGGAGCCCCCCAGGCCCCAGUAGCUUUGACAGAUCCAAAUGCUUCUGCUGCCCAGCAGGCUGUUCUCCAGCAGCACAUCAAUAGUCUAACAUACUCACCUUUUGGAGACUCUCCUCUCUUCCGGAAUCCGAUGUCAGACCCUAAGAAGAAGGAAGAGAGAUUGAAACCAACAAAUCCAGCAGCCCAGAAGGCUCUUACUACACCUACUCAUUAUAAACUGACACCCCGCCCUGCCACUAGAGUCCGGCCAAAGGCUUUACAAACAACAGGCACAGCCAAGUCACAUCUCUUUGAUGGGCUGGAUGACGAUGAACCAUCCCUAGCCAAUGGAGCAUUCAUGCCCAAGAAGAGCAUUAAGAAGUUGGUUUUGAAGAACCUUAAUAAUAGCAAUCUCUUUUCUCCUGUUAAUCGUGAUUCAGAAAAUCUAGCUUCACCAUCUGAAUAUCCAGAAAAUGGAGAGAGAUUUAGUUUCCUAAGCAAACCUGUUGAUGAGAAUCACCAGCAGGAUGGAGAUGAAGAUUCCCUUGUUUCACAUUUUUAUACUAACCCUAUUGCCAAACCUAUUCCUCAAACCCCAGAAAGUGCUGGAAAUAAACACAGCAACAGCAACAGUGUGGAUGAUACCAUUGUUGCAUUAAACAUGCGUGCUGCUUUGCGAAAUGGGCUGGAAGGAAGCAGUGAAGAAACGUCUUUUCAUGAUGAGUCACUUCAGGAUGACCGAGAAGAAAUAGAAAAUAAUUCUUACCAUAUGCACCCAGCAGGUAUUAUUCUCACUAAGGUUGGUUACUAUACUAUUCCAUCUAUGGAUGACCUUGCUAAAAUUACCAAUGAAAAAGGAGAGUGCAUUGUCUCUGAUUUCACUAUUGGUCGGAAAGGUUAUGGUUCAAUCUAUUUUGAAGGAGAUGUGAAUUUGACAAAUCUAAAUUUGGAUGAUAUUGUGCAUAUCCGGAGGAAAGAAGUAGUUGUCUACUUAGAUGAUAACCAAAAACCACCUGUGGGUGAAGGGCUAAAUAGGAAGGCUGAAGUUACAUUGGAUGGAGUUUGGCCAACAGAUAAAACAUCUCGUUGUUUAAUAAAGAGCCCAGAUCGCCUUGCUGAUAUCAACUAUGAAGGAAGAUUGGAAGCAGUUUCAAGGAAACAGGGAGCUCAAUUCAAAGAAUACCGGCCUGAAACUGGUUCUUGGGUGUUUAAGGUCUCCCAUUUUUCUAAGUAUGGCCUUCAGGAUUCUGAUGAAGAGGAGGAGGAGCAUCCGUCUAAAACUAGUACAAAGAAGUUGAAGACUGCUCCUUUGCCUCCUGCAAGCCAGACUACGCCCUUGCAGAUGGCUCUUAAUGGCAAACCUGCACCUCCACCUCAGAGCCAGAGCCCAGAGGUGGAGCAGUUAGGGAGGGUUGUGGAACUGGACAGUGACAUGGUAGAUAUCACCCAGGAGCCAGUUUUGGAUACCAUGUUAGAAGAGAGCAUGCCUGAGGAUCAGGAACCUGUGUCUGCCUCAACACAUAUUGCAUCUUCACUGGGAAUUAAUCCACAUGUCUUACAGAUCAUGAAAGCAUCAUUGCUUACUGAUGAAGAAGAUGUAGAUAUGGCACUGGAUCAACGCUUCAGUCGCCUGCCUUCCAAAGCAGAUACUUCUCAAGAAAUCUGUUCUCCCAGACUCCCCAUUUCAGCAUCCCACUCGUCGAAAACUCGUUCACUAGAGAUGGAUCUUGCUAUCUUGCCCCAGGCUGGUCUUGAACUUCUGGCCUCAACUGAUCAUCCUGCCUCAGCUUCCCAAAGUGCUGAGAUUACAGUUGGUGGGUUACUACAAUCAAAAUUUACAAGUGGAGCUUUUCUUUCACCAAGUGUCUCUGUGCAAGAAUGUCGUACUCCCAGAGCAGCAUCUUUAAUGAAUAUCCCAUCCACAUCCUCUUGGUCUGUCCCUCCACCCCUGACUUCUGUGUUCACAAUGCCCAGCCCAGCCCCUGAGGUUCCGUUGAAAACAGUGGGUACACGUAGGCAACUAGGCCUAGUCCCUCGUGAAAAGUCUGUCACCUAUGGCAAGGGAAAACUCUUGAUGGACAUGGCCCUAUUCAUGGGACGCUCAUUUCGUGUUGGUUGGGGCCCCAACUGGACUCUUGCUAAUAGUGGAGAACAGCUGAAUGGCUCUCAUGAACUAGAAAAUCAUCAGAUUGCCGAUUCCAUGGAGUUUGGAUUCCUGCCCAAUCCAGUAGCUGUUAAACCCCUAACUGAGUCCCCAUUCAAAGUUCACUUAGAAAAACUCAGUUUGAGACAAAGAAAGCCAGAUGAAGACAUGAAAUUAUAUCAGACACCUCUGGAGCUCAAAUUAAAACACAGCACUGUCCAUGUGGAUGAACUGUGUCCUCUCAUUGUCCCCAAUCUGGGAGUUGCUGUCAUUCAUGACUAUGCAGAUUGGGUUAAAGAAGCAUCAGGAGACUUACCAGAAGCACAAAUUGUGAAGCACUGGAGCCUGACAUGGACACUAUGUGAAGCCCUAUGGGGCCACCUGAAGGAGCUUGACAGCCAGCUAAAUGAACCCCGUGAAUACAUUCAAAUUCUGGAGCGAAGAAGAGCUUUCUCCCGCUGGCUAUCCUGUACUGCCACACCUCAGAUUGAAGAGGAAGUCUCCUUAACCCAAAAAAACAGCCCUGUGGAGGCUGUAUUCAGCUACCUCACAGGCAAAAGGAUCAGUGAGGCCUGCUCUCUGGCCCAGCAGUCAGGGGAUCAUCGUCUUGCUCUUCUUUUAUCUCAGUUUGUGGGUAGCCAGUCAGUCCGGGAGCUGCUCACCAUGCAGUUGGUGGACUGGCAUCAGCUCCAAGCAGACUCCUUCAUCCAGGAUGAGAGACUGCGCAUCUUUGCUCUGUUGGCUGGAAAACCGGUGUGGCAGCUCUCAGAAAAGAAGCAAAUAAACGUGUGCUCCCAGUUGGAUUGGAAACGCUCCCUGGCUAUCCAUCUUUGGUAUUUGCUUCCACCAACAGCCUCCAUUUCUAGGGCGCUCAGCAUGUAUGAAGAAGCAUUUCAGAAUACCUCUGACAGUGACAGAUAUGCCUGCUCCCCACUUCCUUCGUAUCUGGAGGGUUCUGGCUGUGUGAUAGCGGAGGAGCAAAACUCACAGACACCACUUCGAGAUGUCUGCUUUCACCUUCUAAAACUCUACAGUGACAGACAUUAUGAUCUCAACCAGCUGCUGGAGCCUCGAAGCAUAACAGCAGAUCCUUUGGACUACCGCCUAAGCUGGCACUUGUGGGAAGUGCUGAGGGCUCUUAACUACACCCAUCUCUCAGCGCAGUGUGAAGGUGUGCUACAGGCCAGUUACGCUGGCCAGCUUGAAAGUGAGGGGCUCUGGGAGUGGGCCAUCUUUGUCCUCCUGCACAUUGACAACUCAGGCAUACGUGAGAAGGCUGUUCGAGAGCUGCUUACCCGGCACUGCCAGCUGUUGGAGACCCCUGAAUCUUGGGCUAAAGAGACUUUCCUUACCCAGAAGCUCCGUGUACCUGCCAAAUGGAUCCACGAGGCCAAAGCUGUGCGAGCACACAUGGAAUCUGACAAGCACUUAGAGGCCCUUUGCUUAUUUAAGGCUGAGCACUGGAACCGCUGCCACAAGCUCAUCAUCCGACACUUAGCUUCUGAUGCCAUCAUUAAUGAGAACUAUGACUACCUGAAGGGGUUCUUGGAAGACCUGGCACCUCCAGAGCGCAGCAGCCUAAUUCAGGAUUGGGAAACAUCUGGGCUUGUUUACCUGGACUAUAUUAGAGUCAUUGAAAUGCUCCGCCAUAUACAGCAGGUGGAUUGCUCAGGUAAUGACCUGGAGCAGUUACACAUCAAAGUGACUUCACUGUGCAGUCGGAUAGAGCAGAUUCAGUGUUACAGUGCUAAAGAUCGCCUGGCUCAGUCAGACAUGGCCAAACGUGUAGCCAACCUGCUGCGCGUGGUGCUGAGUCUGCAUCAUCCUCCUGAUAGAACCUCCGACUCAACACCAGACCCUCAGCGAGUCCCUUUGCGCCUCUUGGCUCCCCACAUUGGCCGGCUUCCCAUGCCUGAGGACUAUGCCAUGGACGAACUGCGCAGCCUUACCCAGUCCUAUCUGCGAGAACUGGCUGUUGGGAGCCUGUGAGCCCCAGGCACUUUGCAUCACAGUCACAUGCCCAUUCACACCACACAGAGGUUCCCUGCCUUGUUUGGAUUGGCACUGUUUGCCAUUCUCUGGGUUGGCUGUGGCAUCUACCCUCCCUCCCUGCUGCCAGAAGCAGCAUCCUCCACUUGUUCAGGGCUUUUCUUAAUACUGAACGUAGCAUAAGGGCUUCUGGAACCCAGAAGAGGAGACAGUUUACCAUCCUCAAGAUCAUUCAGUGUUUUUCCUUUAAAAAAAUGGUCAAUAAAGCUCCUUUGGCAGAAUCCCCCAAAGAACCAGGGUAUUCUUUUUCCAUCCCUAGCCAUUCUGGAUCUUGUGACCCUCCAUGCCAACCAGCUUCCCUACUCCUACCCUGGCCCUUUUAUACUAGGACUCCUUAGGAGGAGUGAGACAGGUGAUAAUGGAUCCUUAACAGAUGAACUAUCCACAGAAGGAAGAGGGAUCCGUCUCUUAAGUAAUUGGUUAGUUAACACUGAAUUUUGGAGGCAAAGGAGGGUUGGCCUGAGUUAGGAAACAAAAUGGGAUCUUUCUGACACACUUAGGGCAGAAGUGAAUGCCUGUCACGGAGGGAUUGAUCUUCAGGGCUGUUUUUGUUCCUGCCUUUAGAGUUCCAUGAACACCAUACCUUUGCUACUACUAUGUGCAGGAACCCUUGGUCACAUGUGACAUGUCUGUGGGAAGCUCCCAGAGUUUGGUUUGGUCCCUGGUUUUCAGUCUUGCUGAGACUCUGUCUGGAUUUGCCUGCAGAGUUUGGAUAAAAAAUGGCAGGUUGGGUAACCCUCCCUGUUCAUCCCAUGUUAGCUCCAAAGCAUUUCCCACCCUCCAUCUACCCCUUCCAGAAGCAAAAACAAACCAUGACUGAGGCAGGCAUGGAGUUGGGCGUUAGGGGCAGGCAGAGGGCCUUUGCUACACUGCUGACAGCUAUAGGGAGCCCCAGGUAAUGGCAUGAGAUAGCUGGUGUUAGGGCUAUCUCAGGCAAUAUGGCCACACCUGGGUCUUUAUGCAUGAAGAUAAUGUAAAGGUUUUUAUUAAAAAAUAUAUAUAUGUAUAAAUAAAUGAUCUAGAUAUUUUCCUCUUUUUCUGAAGCUACUUUCUUAAAAAAUAAAUAAAAUGUUUAUAGCA
Messenger RNA from Homo sapiens (human), 6819 nucleotides. RefSeq names its product nucleoporin 98 and 96 precursor (gene NUP98). Gene Ontology annotation, biological process: protein import into nucleus; nucleocytoplasmic transport; positive regulation of DNA-templated transcription. The transcript has 34 exons. The record is from RefSeq and is marked reviewed. Gene Ontology annotation, molecular function: peptide binding; structural constituent of nuclear pore; protein carrier activity. The coding region runs from base 184 to 5679 and encodes 1831 amino acids. Gene Ontology annotation, cellular component: nuclear periphery; nuclear membrane; nucleus. NCBI's taxonomy places the organism in Eukaryota, Metazoa, Chordata, Mammalia, Primates, Hominidae.